Molecule: messenger RNA, 1161 nt
Organism: Acomys russatus (golden spiny mouse)
Lineage: Eukaryota; Metazoa; Chordata; Mammalia; Rodentia; Muridae
Gene: Ptms
Product: parathymosin
Exons: 6
Coding region: 1-675 (224 amino acids)
Biological process (GO): negative regulation of apoptotic process; positive regulation of transcription by RNA polymerase II
Cellular component (GO): nucleus
Molecular function (GO): histone binding
Source: RefSeq, a predicted model, not a curated record
AUGAGGGAGGAGCGGGUUCCCUUCCCGGGGGCGGCAGCGGCUGGUCGGCGGCAGCUCUGCUGGUGCGGGGGCGGCAAGAAAGACCGAGAGACCGCGACCGGAGCUCGCCGGCCACCGCCCGCAUCACCCGUCUCGCCUGCCCUCCGGACGGUCGCAGCCCUGCGGGUCUCGGCUCGGGACCCACCCCCGCCCCACCCCGCGCGCCUCUGCCGCCUCUUGCAGCGAGCCAGCUUGCCGAGCGGCCGUCGCUGCCGCUGCCGCCGCCGCCACCGCGCCAAGUUCCGGCCGCGGCCACCCUCCGCCGUCCAGGGCCCCUCUGCCUCGGCCCCGGGACCCCGGCUCCCCGCCAGCCCCGGCCCCGGCACCAUGUCGGAGAAGAGCGUGGAGGCAGCGGCCGAGCUGAGCGCCAAGGACCUGAAGGAAAAGAAGGAGAAAGUGGAGGAGAAGGCUGGCCGGAAAGAACGAAAGAAAGAAGUAGUGGAGGAGGAGGAGAACGGAGCCGAGGAGGAGGAAGAAGAAACUGCUGAGGACGGAGAGGAUGAUGAUGAAGGCGAUGAAGAAGAUGAGGAAGAGGAGGAGGAGGAGGACGAAGGCCCCGUGCGGAAGAGAACUGCUGAAGAGGAGGAUGAAGCUGAUCCCAAGAGGCAGAAGACAGAAAAUGGGGCUUCGGCAUGAGCCCCUGCCAGCGGGCUUGGGGAUGGGAGGCCCCUCAGGUCCUGGAGGUGGGGCAGGAACACACAAGUCCAGCCCCCCCUUCUCCUGGCUCCUUGCUCUGGCCCUGCCCCCAGAGCUGUGACCCUUGCCCUUCCACCCAGCCUCUCUCUUCCAUCUCUCCAGACACUGCUCCUGCACCCUCACUGCCAUCGGUCCAGCUCCUGACCCGCCUCAUCUGUGCUCCCCAACGGGCCUUCACUUUGCUCCCCUGCCUUGCCACACCAUCCCAUCUGUUCCAGUCCUUGCGAAACCUCUCCUCACCCUCUGCACCCCCAGCCUCUCAGCCUGCCCUUCUCUUUCCUGCCUGACCCCUGGGUCUCCCUCAGAUUCCCUCCUCUCAGACAGCGCCAGGCCGGGGUGGGGCCGGGGUUGGGGUCAAGCCCCGAUAGCUGCCCCCUCCCCUUUUUGUAUAAUUUAAUAAAGAAAUGGUCGCGCUUCUGUUUUUAA